Molecule: messenger RNA, 1245 nt
Organism: Penicillium cosmopolitanum
Lineage: Eukaryota; Fungi; Ascomycota; Eurotiomycetes; Eurotiales; Aspergillaceae
Exons: 6
Coding region: 1-1245 (414 amino acids)
Source: RefSeq, a predicted model, not a curated record
AUGGCUCGCUUUUCCUUCUUGCUCCUGGCCACGACCUUGGUUGCCCAAACGGCGAUGGCCUCGCCACGCAGGGUCAGCCCUUCAUGCCCCCAGGUACGAUUUAUCGCCAACCCGCAGCCGCCCCAAUCUGGAUGCCCCGACGAAGAUGAUAUGUGGAAGUGCGAUGACUCGGACUGCGGCGGAGAAAUCUCAGAUAAACCUGGAUGGUGCAAAAAUAUCUUAAAGGUCGCGUGUGACGGGUAUUACAAUGUUGAAAAGGAUCAAGAAAGCACGAAGUUCAACGACCGGCGAUGCCCAUGCAAGUCCGAGAAGGCCCCCGAUGGUGGGACCGACGACGAUGGCAGCGGCAUCGUCAUCAUCCCCUUUCCCCUGGCGCCCCCUGGCUUUCUCGUUCCACCUGCGGGCGUUGGCAACCCAAAGAAAAAGGAUAGCUGUCCAGAGGAUUACACCGAGACCAAGUGCAAAGACUGCAAAGCGCAGAGUGGCUGGUGCACCGAGGGUCCGCAGAUGGGAUGCCCUUGUCUUGACGAGUGUCCAACCGGGAAGGACUUACCCGUAUGCUCAGAUGAGGGGUGCGUGGGAGGGGAGGAUGACAAGUGCAGCGUAGGUUAUCACAAGGACUGCGCGUGCAAGAAUGAAUGCCCGGAUGAAGAUACGGUGAUCCCAUGCGACGACGACGACAUCUGCAAAGGCAAAGAUGAAAAGUGCACCGUGGAGAAAUAUCAUGACUGCAAAUGCAUAUACAGUGCGGAGACAUUCGGGAUGUUUGGGGAUCUCGGUUGGGUUCGCACCAAGCAGGAAUAUAUGAAGCAAGCCCUGAAGGCCGUCGAGGGUGCAGACAAGCCAGAUGUGGGAUCGCGAGCCAACUGCUCCCCUCAAGAUAAGAACCAUACCACCAUCGCGCGAGAAAGCUUGGUCGGUGCCGCCCGGGGCUACUGCCAGGGCGUAGACGGCGAUCUGAAACGCACGCAGGAUGACCCUAAGGGGCCUUAUCUCAGCAACAAAGACAAGGGUUAUGAGAAAUUCUCCAUCGGUAUUGACUUUAGCGAGAAACAAGGCGGCUGUAAAGAGGCGAAGACCUAUGAGCCUUCUUUUGAUGACUGCCUCAGCAAAUUGACUUCGAUUGUGGAUGACUGUCAAACGGACUCUGGGGACAAGACAGGUGGAAGUCGGAUCUGGAGUACUGACUCGGGCUGUAUAGAGUAUAGUAUCAUUGUCUAUUCGGGCGAGUAUACAGCGUAUUGA